Molecule: messenger RNA, 2091 nt
Organism: Notodromas monacha
Lineage: Eukaryota; Metazoa; Arthropoda; Ostracoda; Podocopida; Cyprididae
Source: the annotation of a GenBank genome assembly
AUGAUGACGAUAAAGCCCAGGAGGGCUUCUGCUGCUGCUGAUGGGCAGCAAACAUUCUCACUUUCUCUGCUACUGCUGCUGUUGCUGGGCUUGCAUCAACACCUGUUGCCCGGCGUGGACUCGGCUUGCACCGGCAAGCCCAAGACCCCCGCCAUUUCCGUGUACGGCGGGGGCAAGGCCGAGUUCACAGUCUCGGGUUGCACGUCCUUCGCUGCCAACGACAAGCUGAGGUGUUACUUUGACGGCAACCAGGCCACGUUCACGUACGGGAUCGCCGCGAGCGCCACUCUGGUCUCCUGCACCACUCCUCAGAUCAACCGCGUCGACAAGAUGGUAUCUGUUCAAGUAGCGAAAGACUCCGCUCCGACAACCGUGCUUUUCACCACCAGCGUCAGCGUGAUGGAGGAGCCGCACAACGCAGCGACCCUGGAGUACACGCAGACCUCAGACACCGUCAAAGUCAAGUCAAGAGGACGGCGUCUGUAUUCCACUGUGUCCAGUUUCCUGGAGAGAAUGUGGAAGGACACACAGGUGACCUGCACUGGCUGGGACUCUAGUGCCCCCGCGGCUCCAACAGAUGUCCUUCCUUGUCCCCCGACUGAGAGACAAGCCAGGUUCGACACCAACUUCUACAGGGUGUCCUACAAUGUUAACUUCUACCACCCGGGCUCUACAAGGUGUUACAGGUCCACGAGAUACGCGCCGGCGUCACGCGGUGGACAGCAGUGCUGUUACACGAGCAACGACGACAUGAACUGCUCGAAUCGUGGUGGAGGCUGGGUGCUCCACACGAGCCCGAGGUACCAGUACUGGACCCACGUGCGCAACGACAUGGUGCCCUGGUACGCCUGCUGCACCGACACCCACUACACCGCCACCGUGGUAGUCGACAAGAGCUCCUGGUUCACCAACUUGUGGAACACCUACAUCAGGCAAAAGGCGUCGGGAGAAGUGACGUUGUCGCUGGCCGAGCGUUGCGCCAUCUUCUACAAGAAGCGCCCCAGCCACUGCGGCCACCGUUGGGUGCGCCGGCGCCGCGCCAGAGGCCGUGGCGACCCUCACAUCGUCACCUUCGACGGCCUCGAGUACACCUUCAACGGCUGGGGCGAGUAUUGGUACACUUCCGCCACUGCCAACGCGGACACUGCCUGCCAAAUCCAGGUGCAAGUGUCGGGCACGAGCAGGGACACCUUCGAGGUGCUCAUUGACCAGGUGGCCGUGGACUGGACCCAGUUGCCCGCCGACACCAGCUCCACGAGUGCUGGCAACAUCGUGGUCACCAGGGACUCGGCCACCAGCUCCUUCCUCCUCACCGCCGACGACGUGGCCAUCAACGUGACCAAGGGCCCCGGCGGCGUCCUCACCAUCACCGGCGACCUGGGGGACGCCUAUUCGGGCAAAGUCCGGGGCCUGGGCGGCAACGCCAAUGGCAACAUCGACGACGAAAUGCAGACGCCGACUGGCGAAACCAAGGUCACGGACAGGAAUAGCCUGGCGGACAUCCACGCGAAUUUCGGCGAAACGUGGCGCAUUGCCCUCGACACGCAGUCCUUCAUGGCGUAUCCCAGCGGGAAAACGUUCACCGACUACAACGGAAGCACUCAAAAGACCUACGCGCCGUCCUUCGUCAAGGUGACCGCCUCCGGGGACGCCACUUGCGGCUCCAACGCCGCCUGCGCCUACGACCUGACCACGACCGGCAGCACCGCCGUCGCCGGAGAGACCAAGACCCAAGACGAGUCCGCUGCCAAGGCUGCCACGAGUCUCAAUGAAAACGUCGUCCUCUGCCCCGUCAAGCCCGAGCUCAACUUGCCCCACUACUACGUGGGCCAGACGUACACCAAGACCUGCGCGGCCAACGAGAAACUCGUCGGCGACCCCACUGUCCGCUGCGACGCCGACGGCACGUGGAAAGAACCCCUGAGUGCCUGUGCCCCGAACCCGUUUCCAGCGGCGGUGACGUCCCUGUUGAGCAUUGCUGGACCCAUAUCCCAGAGAAACGAAAUGUUCACCACAGCGGGGAAUGGGGUUUCUCCUGUCCCGGAGUCCGUUUCACUGACCCCGGGUGAUAUUCUCAUGUUCCGAUGGUGA